UUUUGUUGUGGCAUUAAAUUGUGAUUUUUGAAACUGUGUGUGAUUGCAAAAGAACGAAAACAAAAGACAAGAAAGUUCCUUAAGCAAGUGAUAAAAUUUUUAUAAAACGCAAAACAAAAUUUAUAAACAAAUUAAUUAAACUCGUUAAACAAUUGGGAGCUGAAGCAAGUGCAGCGAGCGAUCGGAAACGGAAAUCAAAAAUCUAAAGGCGAUUCUAAUAAGAUUAGCAUGCAAAAUGAUCUUUACAAGCUACUGUUCAUUGCUAGUUGCCACACUGCUGUGCGUGGCAUGCAGCAUUGUCUUUGUUGCUGCCGUACCGAUCACGGUGCCCUCAUAUGGUAUGGAAAAUAAAAAAGUCUGCUCCACCAAGCUACACGACACAAUUGACAAAGUCUGUGGCGGUCGCACGCUAUCCCUGGACGAUCUAUAUCCCAACAGCUUUGGCUUACGCAACAAGCGUUCGACGAUGCCCGAUGAUGGAUAUUUACGAUUGCAGAAUGGCGCUAUACACAGGUGUUGCCAUAAUAUCUGUAGUUAUCGAGAUCUUUUAGAGUUCUGUGCGACCGAUUGAACUAUUGAGAAUCUGCUUUCAAUCAACCAUAUAGCAUAUACACAUAUAUAUAGCACCUAUGCAUUAAGUAUACGCCCCAACAGCCAAACACUUUCCUAGCAAUUGCACAACUCUAAACACUAAAACACACACACACACACACACACCCAUACACUAAGUAUAUUGUACUAUUUUAAGCUAUGCACUAAUAAACAUUUCAUAUUAUUAUUAUAUGAC
Drosophila busckii is the source of this 787-nucleotide messenger RNA. It is a transcript of the gene Ilp6, whose product is annotated as probable insulin-like peptide 6. The transcript has 3 exons. The coding region runs from base 236 to 571 and encodes 111 amino acids. Lineage: Eukaryota; Metazoa; Arthropoda; Insecta; Diptera; Drosophilidae. Gene Ontology annotation, molecular function: hormone activity. Gene Ontology annotation, cellular component: extracellular region. The record is from RefSeq and is a predicted model, not a curated record.